AUGGAUGAAGAGGACAGGGUAUCGGAUAUCAUUCCCAGCGAUUCCGAUGGUGCUGAAGAGAGUGACCCCGUUGUCAGUCGGCGCGUGCAGCAGGAUGGCCUGAACGAGAGCCGUGCCGAGAUGAACCAGCAAAAGACGGUCGACAGUCUGAAAAGGUUCAGCUACCUGCUCGGGCAGACGGAACUGUUCCUGCACUUUAUUGAUAUCAAGAAGGAAAGAGACCCGCAGUUUGCGAAACUGCUCGAAGAGUCGUCCAAGCGGCGCAGUGGCGGUGCGGCCGACCAGCGGCGGCGCAAAACCGAGCGGGAAGAGGACGAGGAGCUGCUGAAUGAGGAGGAGGAAGAUGCCGAAUAUGCAUUCCGCGAGUCACCCGCGUAUGUGCAAGGCACCUUACGCGACUACCAAAUCCAAGGCCUCAACUGGCUCAUUUCCCUCUACCACAAUGGGAUCAAUGGCAUUUUGGCCGACGAAAUGGGUCUCGGCAAGACGCUGCAGACGAUCGCAUUCCUCGGCUAUCUCAAGUAUUUCCGCGAUAUCAGCGGGCCCCAUCUGGUCAUUGUGCCCAAGUCGACACUGGACAAUUGGGUGCGUGAAUUCAACCGCUGGGUGCCCGGCUUCCGCAUUCUAGAGCUGCGAGGAACAAAAGAGGAGCGCCACGGGAUUAUCCAAAAGCGCCUGCUUCCACGCGACUUCGACGUACUUGUGACUACCUACGAGAUGUGCAUCCGCGAAAAGUCGUCUCUGCGCAAGCUGUCGUGGGAGUAUAUCGUCAUCGACGAAGCGCACCGCAUCAAGAAUGCCGAGUCGUCGCUGUCGCUUAUUGUGCGCUCCUUUACCUCCCGCAGCCGCUUGUUGAUCACCGGCACGCCGCUCCAAAACAAUCUCAUGGAGCUCUGGAGCUUGCUCAACUUUUUGCUCCCCGACGUGUUCUCGAGCGCAGACGAUUUCCAGACCUGGUUCCAGAGCAAAGGCGGGGAUGGCGAAGAGCAGGAGAAUGUGGUCGAGCAGCUGCACAAGGUCUUGCGGCCAUUCUUGCUGCGCCGUGUCAAGGCCGACGUGGAACGCAGCCUGCUGCCAAAGAAGGAGAUCAAUGUUUUCGUCGGCCUCACGGACAUGCAGCGCCAGUGGUACAAAUCCCUGCUUGAAAAAGACAUUGACGCGGUAAACGGCGUGAUUUCCAAGAAGGAGGGCAAGACGCGCCUGCUCAACAUUGUCAUGCAGCUGCGCAAGUGCUGCAACCACCCGUAUUUGUUCGACGGCGCCGAGCCAGGUCCUCCGUUCACCACCGACGAGCACCUCGUAGACAAUGCCAGCAAAAUGGUCAUUCUCGACAAGCUCUUGCGCAAGAUGAAGGAGCGCGGCUCGCGCGUCCUGAUUUUUUCGCAAAUGAGCCGCAUGCUCGAUAUCCUCGAAGACUACUGUCUCUUCCGUGACUACAAGUACUGCCGCAUCGACGGAAGCACAAACCACGAAGACAGAAUUUCCGCGAUUGACGAGUACAACAAGCCCGAGAGCGAAAAGUUUGUUUUUCUGCUCACCACGCGUGCCGGCGGCCUCGGAAUCAACUUGACCUCGGCGGAUACGGUUGUGCUCUUUGACAGCGACUGGAAUCCGCAAGCAGAUCUGCAGGCGAUGGAUCGUGCACAUCGCAUCGGGCAGACCAAGCAGGUGUACGUCUACCGAUUCGUAACGGAGAAUGCCAUUGAGGAGCGCGUGUUGGAGCGUGCUGCGCAGAAACUGCGCCUCGAUCAGCUCGUCAUCCAGCAAGGGCGCACGCAGGGCCAGCAAAAAGGCGGGCAGAAAGAGGAUCUAGUCGAGAUGAUCCAGCACGGGGCAGAGCGGAUCAUCAACUCGAAAGAGUCCAUGGAAGUGCACGACGAUAUUGACGAGAUUGUCGCGCGUGGCGAAGAGCGCACUGCAGAACUGCAGGCCAAGUUCCAGCAAUUUACCUCCUUGGACGAGCUGACCAACUUCAAGAACGAAACCGGCGCGUACGAAUUCGAGGGCGAGCGGUUUGGCAGCAAGCGCAAACCCGGCCCUGGCAUCUGGAUCGAGCCCAGCAAGCGCGAGCGCAAACAGAAUUAUUCAAUUGACAGUUACUAUCGCGAUGCGAUGCGCACGACAAGCAAGCCGGCGGUGCCAAAAGCGCCGCGCGCGCCAAAGCAAGUCACCACGCACGAGUGGCAGUUUUAUCCACCGCGUCUUGCCGAGCUGCAGGACCGGGAAACGGCCGCGUAUCAACGCAGCAUUGGCUACCGCGUGCCCAAGCCCGACACAAGCAGCGAAGCGGGAGAAGCAGAGCGGGCGCGGGAGCAAAAGAUUGUCGACGAGGCCGUGCCGCUCACAGAGGAAGAGCAGGCCGAAAAAGAAUCGCUCGUCCCCCAUGGGUUUGCCGACUGGAACAGGCGUGACUACCAGCAGUUUGUUAAAGGCUGCGAGCGCCACGGCAGGACGGCAUAUGCUGCGAUUGCGGAGGAGAUUGGGCUUGGCGAAAAGACCGAGGCGCAAGUGCGUGCCUACGCCAAGGUGUUUUGGGAGCAUGUUCACAAACUCUCCGAUGGCGAGCGCAUCGUGCAGCGUGUCGAGGAGGGUGAGCAGAAGCGGCAAAAGCUGCAGCACACCGAGCUGCUUUUGCGCCGCAAAGUGAACGCAUACUCGCAGCCUUUGCAGCAGAUCAAGCUUGUGUACAACCAAGCUAAAGGCAAAGCGUACUCGGAGGAAGAGGACAGGUUUCUCCUUGUGCGCCUCGCAGACUAUGGACUUGGUGCCGAGGAUGUCUACGAAAACAUCCGGACCGAUAUUUUGUACUACCCCGGCUUUCACUUCAACUGGUUUAUUAAGAGUCGCACGCCGCAGGAAAUUGCGCGGCGCUGCAACACGCUGCUGCUGCUUGUCGUGAAGGAAGAAGAGGAGCUGGAAGCGUCACGCGCAGCGGCCAAGUCUAAGAGCAAGGUACGUGCGCCCCUACUCACCCCAGAAACGUAG
Messenger RNA from Malassezia vespertilionis, 2985 nucleotides. RefSeq lists its product as uncharacterized. The transcript has a single exon. NCBI's taxonomy places the organism in Eukaryota, Fungi, Basidiomycota, Malasseziomycetes, Malasseziales, Malasseziaceae. The record is from RefSeq and is a predicted model, not a curated record. Gene Ontology annotation, molecular function: histone binding; ATP-dependent chromatin remodeler activity; ATP hydrolysis activity. Gene Ontology annotation, cellular component: chromatin; nucleus. Gene Ontology annotation, biological process: nucleosome organization; regulation of transcription by RNA polymerase II. The coding region runs from base 1 to 2985 and encodes 994 amino acids.